Aaosphaeria arxii CBS 175.79 is the source of this 1560-nucleotide messenger RNA. RefSeq lists its product as uncharacterized. NCBI's taxonomy places the organism in Eukaryota, Fungi, Ascomycota, Dothideomycetes, Pleosporales. Gene Ontology annotation, cellular component: transcription factor TFIID complex. Gene Ontology annotation, biological process: transcription initiation at RNA polymerase II promoter. The transcript is spliced from 2 exons. Gene Ontology annotation, molecular function: protein heterodimerization activity. The record is from RefSeq and is a predicted model, not a curated record. Bases 269 to 1267 code for a protein of 332 amino acids.
CUAGCAUUUAGAGACAUCGACAGUAGGACUAGCGAAGGCAGUCUCACUCUGUCCGACAACGCGCGCCAUCUGGCGAAGUUGAAACUAUCUCCCGCUGAACCGUACUCAUCCCGCGCCUUCAAAUAUAACCGCGCGAUCCUACAACUUCACCCGAUCGAUCCUCUUGCUCACAAACACGCCGCCCUACCACGUCUGCCUCACCGAAACCUCCAUUCGCACUGGCGACGCGUAACUGUUAGGACCGACCUUACGGUCGGCUCUUUGUCUCAUGCCCGGCAUGAAGAGGUCGAAUGUCGAAACGACGCUUUCCGAACCACAUGCGAAGAAGCGCAAGAUCGUUCGCCAACUUCACCACUUGCAACAAGCACACGUGCCGGAACCUAUCAGCGCAGAACAAGAUCCCACCGGCGUGAACAGAGAUUUCUUCGACCAACAAUUACAGCGCGCCAUAGCCAUAGAAUGUAAAGCAAUAGGUUUUGACGGCACAAGGCCCGAUGCGCUGGAGAUGUUCCGGGGCCUUGUUGAUGGGUUCAUGCACUCCUUUACAACCCAUGUCCGCACAUCUAUGAUGAGUGCGCGGCGCACAUCGACCGUAGCAAGCGACUGGGUACACGCUCUUCAAGCCGUAGGCAUCAAGGGCUCAUCAGUUCUCGAGCCGCAUCUUGAUACUGGCGAAAUCCCUCCCUCUUUCUUACAGCCAGCCUUUGAGCCUCCGCGACCAGCAUCUCCGCCGCCGCCCGACCUCGAAGGUCUGCUCGGGCGCGACCUAUCUGGUAAAACAGACAAAGAGCAACGCAAAUACAUCCCGUCCCAUUUCCCAUCAUUUCCAUCGCGACAUACCUGGAAAGCGACACCGGUCUUUACUCCACGUGAAAGCGAUCCCCGGAAAAUCAGAGAAAAAGCGACCGAGGAGGGCAUUCUGGCGGAGCAGUCCCUACGGAAAUUGAUGGCCGCACAAAAGGCGGGUUUGCAGGGCGACAAGGCACGGAAACAGAGGCGAUCGAAACGAAUCAAACAAAGCGAUGCACUGUGGCAGGAUGCUAUGAAGGACCUCCAAGGGCAGGAAGAAGAACGGGAAGAAGUUGAGAGGAGAAGGCCGCAAUUUGAUUUCGGUGAUGACAUGGAAGAGGACGAUGAUGCAUGGCGAAGCCAGGAGCAGGCGCGGAUGAAGCCCCCACGACUGGAGAAGAAGAAACCCACAAUCCAGGAGGGCGUGCACGUUAAUUACGACCAGAAGUUUUGGAGAAAAUCGGCGAGAGGGUUCUAAGGAAUGCAUGAAAAGAUCGUGGUUACAUAUGUUCCUUUCCAGCUUUUGACGAUUGUCAGAGCAUCAUAGCGAGGCGUUUAUUUCGGAUUUGGAUACUACCUCAGCAUAUUACGCGGUGUUUGUACGGAUGCAAAACAGGGCUGAAUGAGGCCUGCAGUCUAUUCUUCUGUAGUAUUACAUUUUAUUUACUUUCUACUGCCAUUGCUGCUAUACCCAGCAGGCAGGGUCGAAGCCAUCAGCUCAAAUGCUGGGUUCGAUAGAUCGAACAAUACUCAUACAAUUUGUUAUAUAUC